AAAAUUAUGAAUUGUUUAUCUCUACACAAUAUCGGUUGACAACUAGGCGAUCAGCGGUGUAUUUUUUGUUUUUAGUUUUGUAAAUAAUAUUUGGAAAUGGCUGGAAAUUUUUGGCAAAGUUCUCAUUUCCAACAAUGGCUUCUAGACAGACAAGAUUUGCUUCGAGAAAGACAUCAAGAUCUUCAAAUAUUUCCUGAAGAAGAAUAUCAAAAAGUUAUGAUCUUUUUUGCAAAUUUUAUUCAAGCCUUAGGAGAACAAUUAAAAGUAAAGCAACAAGUUAUUGCAACAGCCACAGUGUAUUUUAAAAGAUUUUUUGUUAGAAAUAGUCUAAGAUGUAUAGAUCCUCUUUUAAUGGCUCCAACCUGCAUAUUUUUAGCCUCAAAAGUAGAAGAAUUUGGAGUCAUUUCCAAUAGUAGACUAAUUACAACCUGCCAAACUGUUGUGAAAAACAAGUUCUCCUAUGCAUAUGCUCAAGAGUUCCCAUAUCGUAUGAAUCACGUUCUUGAAUGUGAAUUUUAUCUUUUGGAAAUGAUGGAUUGCUGUUUAGUUCUGUACCAUCCAUAUAGACCAUUAGUAUAUUAUAUUCAAGAUAUUGGCCAGGAAGAAACGUUACUACCAAUGGCCUGGAAAGUCAUCAAUGACAGUUUGCGAACUGAUGUCUGUUUAUUAUAUCCUCCUCAUCAAAUAGCCUUAGCAUGUCUUCAUAUGGCCUGUGUGAUACUUGGAAGAGACUGUAAACAAUGGUUUGCUGAACUCAAUGUUGAUAUGGAAAAGAUUCUGGAAAUAACACGUCAAAUACUUUCACUCUAUGAAGCAUGGAAGCAGUUUGAUGAAAAAAAGGAAGUACCAGCCCUAUUAGCUAAAGUACCAAAGCCCAAAACUCAACCUACCAGGCCCCCAUCUCAAGGUCCUGGUGGGACAACCAAUGACCCAAAUAAUCCAGUUACUUGCCAGCCUUCUGCAGUUAGAGGUUAGAUUGACAUUGAAGAAGUCUCAGUUUUACUGAAUUUUGUAAAUAUGUAUAUUGUUUUAAACUAGCAUGGGAUGGUAAAAGUGAAAAGCAGUAUUUUAAAGUAAAAAUACUUUUUUUCUAGCAGUGUUCUCUCCAAAUCACAGAAAUUAUAUUAAAAGGUGUAUUUAUAGGUUUUUAAUAUCACAAAACUUAGAAAUAUUUUGCUCAUUAAAUGCAAGCUUAAGGUACAUAUUCAAUAAUACAAAAAUGUGAAAAUUUAAGAUAUUUGCAAAAAUUAAGUAUUUAAUUUAAAAAUUAGGUUUCUAUAUCUCUCAUGAAUAAAAUUAUCUGCUCUUGGAGAAUUUUAAAAAUAUAGCACU
Molecule: messenger RNA, 1332 nt
Organism: Argiope bruennichi
Lineage: Eukaryota; Metazoa; Arthropoda; Arachnida; Araneae; Araneidae
Gene: CycC
Product: cyclin-C-like
Exons: 11
Coding region: 97-975 (292 amino acids)
Biological process (GO): positive regulation of transcription by RNA polymerase II
Cellular component (GO): nucleus; mediator complex
Molecular function (GO): cyclin-dependent protein serine/threonine kinase regulator activity
Source: RefSeq, a predicted model, not a curated record